CCUGGGUUCUCCCUCCGUCAUCGGAUCCAGGGAGAGAGAGAGGGAGCAGUAAUGGCGGCCGGUUAGAGCCACACACAAACACCGCGUCCCGCAAUCAGCCGCACUCACCGCAGCCCUCCGGGGGGCAGCCAGCCUCACACACCGCGGCGGAGCCAGCGCGACAGACACGGAGCGGAGACACGGGCUUUAGGGGGGGGACGGGAAUCCUCAUAGCGGACCGUUGCUGCCUGGGACUUUCCUUCUACUUUUCUAAAAAAAAAAAGAAAAAAAAAAGAAAAAAAAAAAAACAUGGAUGAGCACCCCGGCGGAGGAGGGGUCGGAGCGGCCGCCCCGAGACAGCCUCCACCGCCGCAGCAGCAGCAAGGGAGCAACAGCAGCGCUAAUCCGCCGAUCGGAGGUGUAGGAGGCGGUGGAGCCGGAGGAGUCAUGGUGCCGCACCAGCCGGACGAGCUGCCCCGGCCGCAGCAGCAGUACACUAUCCCCGGCAUCCUGCACUACAUCCAGCACGAGUGGGCCCGGUUCGAGAUGGAGAGGGCGCACUGGGAAGUGGAGAGGGCCGAGCUCCAGGCGAGGAUAGCGUUCCUGCAGGGGGAGAGGAAAGGUCAGGAGAACCUGAAGAACGACCUGGUUAGAAGAAUAAAAAUGUUAGAAUACGCUUUAAAACAGGAAAGAGCAAAAUACCACAAGUUAAAAUAUGGGACGGAGUUAAACCAAGGGGAGAUGAAGAUGCCAAGCUUUGAAUCAGACACCAAAGACUCAGAGGUCUCUGCUGUUCCUGCCAACAGUCAGCUCACCUGGAAACAAGGAAGACAACUACUCAGACAGUACCUGCAGGAAGUAGGAUACACAGACACCAUCCUGGACGUUCGUACUCAGAGGGUUCGCUCUCUGCUCGGCCUGUCGGGCUCCGAGCAGAACGGAUCUGUGGAGAACAAGAACCUGCAGCACCUGAUCAACGGGACAGAGCGCCGCAAGGACAGCAAGAGGAGUCCAGGAGACGUUCUGGAGACAUUCAACUUCCUGGAGAACGCAGAGGACAGCGACGAAGACGAGGAUGAGGAGGGAGACCUGAUGGACGACAUCAGCACCGACAAACACCACCGAGCCAAGAAACACAAGACCAAGGUGGGGAACGAGGGCUUGGCGUCAGAGGAUGACGCCGACACGGAGGAGGCUCUGAAGGAGUUUGACUUCCUGGUGACGGCGGAGGAUGGCGAGGGAGCAGGCGAGGCUCGGAGCUCCGGAGACGGGACAGAGUGGGCGGAGCCUCUUCCGUUUCCUCCUGGUGGGGGGAAGUCCUUCCUGCUGGGGGGUUCAGACGACGUGUUGGAGAGCGUGCUGGGUUUGGGCGACCUCGCUGACCUCACCGUCACCAACGACGAAACAGACUACAGCUACGAUCUGCCGUCCAGUAAGGAGUCUUCGUUCAGGAAGACAUGGAACCCCAAGUACACGCUGCGGAGCCACUUUGACGGCGUCCGAGCGUUGGCCUUCCACCCUGUGGAGCCCUGUCUGGUCACCGUGUCUGAGGACCACACCCUCAAACUGUGGAACCUUACCAAGACCGUCCCUGCCAAAAAAAGUGCCUCUUUUGAUGUGGAGCCAGUCUAUACAUUCAGAGCCCAUGUUGGUCCAGUGUUGUCGUUGGCCAUGACGUCCAGUGGUGAACAGUGUUUCAGUGGAGGCAUUGACUCGACCAUCCAGUGGUGGAACAUCCCCAGCUCUAAUGUCGACCCCUACGAUACCUACGAUCCCAGCGUCCUGGCGGGGUCAUGGUUGGGGCACACAGAUGCUGUGUGGGGAUUGGCUUACAGCGGCAUCAAGAACCGCCUUCUGUCCUGCUCAGCCGACGGAACGGUGAAACUGUGGAACCCGACGGAGAAGAACCCCUGCAUCAGCACUUUCAACACAAACAAGGAGCACGGGGUCCCCACAUCGGUGGACUUUAACGGGUGUGACCCUGCCCACAUGGUGGCAUCGUUUAACACCGGAGACGUGGUGGUGUAUGACCUGGAGACCUCCCAGAAUGCACUGGUGCUGAAGGGGCAGGGAGAAGGCACCCUCCCGGGGUCGAAUCAUAUCAACAAGGUGGUCAGUCAUCCCACGUUGCCGGUCACCAUCACGGCUCAUGAAGACAGACACAUCAAAUUCUACGAUAACAAGUCAGGUAAAGUGAUCCAUGCCAUGGUAGCUCACCUGGACGCAGUCACCAGUCUGGCUGUGGAUCCUAAUGGCAUCUACCUGAUGUCCGGAAGUCACGACUGCUCCCUUCGUCUGUGGAACCUGGACAGUAAAACGUGCGUUCAGGAGAUUACAGCUCAUCGUAAGAAGAGCGAGGAGGCCAUCUACGACGUGGCCUUCCACCCCUCCAAGGCCUACAUCGCCUCCGCCGGAGCCGACGCCCUUGCCAGGGUCUACGUGUAGAUGAGGAGGAGGAGGAGGAGAAGAGGAAGACCGUGGUGCGAGAGACACAGACUGACAGAGAUGAAGAGAUAAAGAGAGUCAGGCUCGUCUGUUCACACACAAACAGUAUUCAGGUCUGUUCAGGUCUCUGAACACAGAUUAUAUAUUAAUGAGAGACUGAUGAGGUGAGCGCACCUCCAUCAGACGGCUGAACACACACAAUCACUCACACACACACACACACACACACACACACACACACACAGUUUAAGUUAAGAGGUGCCGUCUCCCUCCGACUGACUGAAGAGACUGAGAGACGUUCAGCAGCAGAAACGUUGUGGAAACGUUGUUUAAACCCUGCAGGUCGACACUGAGCAGCUUACCUGUCCUGUGAUGUCAUCUGUCCCGGUCUGCAGAGUCACGAUGACACUACAUGAACCCCCCGUCCCCUCCCCCUCCCCUCGUGUUAACACUAGUCUGACCUCCUGACCCUCAGACAGCAGGAGCAGAGAUAUACUUAAAGGAAAAAUCCCCCAGAGUCGUCUCUCUGUGACGUUCUGCGCUCACUUGUUUCUUCUUCUUGUUCUUCUGUGGACGACAGUGACGUCACAUCCAGGUGUUUCAGUUCGAGGUUUGACAUCAGAGACAGUUUGAGGUUUUUGUGUCUGAGCCUCAGACUCAGAGCCAGAUCUUCGUUCUGUCUUUGCACCGAGACAUCACCUCCGUAUCAGAGUCCUGCCUUUUCUCUCUGGUGUGUUCACUGACCUUCGUGUGAUCUGCUCAUCGACACUGACGGUUCACAUCUGAUGUAAAGCUCCAAGUUUUCGGUCUUUAUUUGAUGGCGAGAUGAAACUGAGGGACCCAACAAAAGUCCUCGCUGGACUCAGGGACGCUGUCGUCCAUGGCCAGUGUCUUGUCCUCGUGAGGUCGGCGGUGCUGCAAUGAGGACCUGCACGAUUAUUAGCAGCAUGAAGUUAACGGUUAAUUCAGAGGAAGUUAUUCAAACCAUCCACUCAUCACAUGACUCUUUGCACUUCAACAGUCAGUGCAUGAAAACCUCCUGUUACAGUGUCAGCUGUUUGUUGGCGCUUCUUUUUGUGUCAUAUGACGUAUCAUAGCUAUCAAAACUUCAAGAUGACAUUUUUUCAUGCUCACAAUUACUUGUCUGAGUUUUAUCACCUGAAUGCAACGUUACCUCACAGUAAUUCAAAUUACACUGCCAUAACUUCUGGGGUCCGAACAGAGAAAAGACCGCUUUCAUUUUUGAUGUCUUGUGUUUUUUUCCCCCAAAAUUUCUUAGAAACGCUGCUACAACAGUCAAACUUUAACAUCCACAGAGGAACUGGUGCUGUUGUCACUGAGCACUGACACGUGUUGCUGCUGCAGUUCCUCCUCCAUUAACGAAGAUUUAAAUAUCUGUUUUAAAGGUGCAGAAGGUGCGCUGACACCUGCUGAAACUUGUAGUGUUUCUGUCUGUCGCUGCUGUUAGACUUCACCUCGAUACACAAGUAAAACUACAGGAAACGAGUAUUAAGUCACACCGAGAAGCAUCAGCCAGAAGAACGACACUUUACAGUGUAAUCACUGAAACGUGUUGCUGAACAGCAGAAGAAGAAGAUCUGAGGGGGAUUUUUCCUUUAAAGCGUCUCCAGCUGCAGCAGAGAGAAGAGGAAGCUGCUUAUAACCAAGGAACAGAACGUUUGGUGUUUUAACCCGUCGAGGUUUUGUUGUAUUUAAGUUUUUAAUUUUAAAUUCUGCAGUUAAGCGUCAAGAAAAAUGACUUUUUACAGUGUUUUAAGAGGAUUAAAUAAUUAAGAGGUUAAAAUAUAUCAAAGUUAAAGAAACUGAACAUCACGUGUCGGUUUUGUUUCUAAACACGUCAUGAACGACCAUGUUGGGUUAAAAAUCAGCUUUUCUGUUUCUCUCUGACGAGGUGUGAGCUGAUUGGAUGUCUGUCCUGAUGGGAACAGAGGAUUGGUUAAUACAUCCCCCACCUCAGCCCCUGGCGGGCCCAACAGAGCCCUGCGUUUAAACCACGGAGCGAAGGAUUCAGGCGUCGGCGUUACUGUAGUUACGUAUGGACGUUUUCUGUUUGUGUAAAAUAAAUCUAGUUUUUAUAAUCGUUUUUAUAAACGUGGAAACGUCUCGUUAACGGCACCGAGGAGGAUUCUGGGUCCUCACUCCCGUCCAGUCCUGCCAUCGACCUCCAUCUCAGUGGAGGUGUCACGUCAUGUAGAAAGUAAAGGAGAGUAGUACGGAAGCCCAUUGCUGCCAGUGUGAUGGGGAAAAAAAAGAUCCUGGAAGUUAAUAUAGUGAGAGAAUUUAUUUAAAUGUCCCCACGAUACGAUAUUAUCAUGAUGCUAAAGUCACAUGUUGAGUAUUGUGAUAAAAUAUAUUGCGAUUUAUUCGCUUUUUUCAACUGUAAAUUCAACUGUCGAUAUUUUUCCUCCACCUUAACAAAAUGACUUAAUAUCUCAAGUAUAUCUAAAGUACCUCAAAAUGACUUAGUAUCUUAAAAAUAUCUCAAAUUAAUGACUUUACAAAAUAAUUAUCUAAAAAAAAUGACUUAGUAUCUUUUAAUGACUUCCCAAAAUAAUGACUUAAAUUCAGAAAAAUUAUAAUAAAGAAUGAUCUCAAGAUAAUGAUUUAGUAUCUCAAAAACAUGCCUUACCAAAUAAAUGAUGUGAUUUUUCAAAAUGACUCAGUAUCUGGAAAUAAUGACUCAUUGUCUCAAAGUAAUUACUGACCAGUAUCUCGAAAUAAUGACUUAGUAUCUCAAAUUAAUGACUCACUCUCAAAAUGCUGACUUAACAAAAGUAAUGACUUAGUAUUUCAAAAUAAAGACUUAGUAUCUUGGAAUAAAGACUUAGUAUCUCAAAAUAAUGACUUAUCUGAAGUUAAUGACUUACUGGCUCAAAAUAAUGACUUAGCUUCUCAAAAUAAUGACUUAGUAUCUCUAAAGAGUUACUUACUAUCUCAAAAUGCCAACUUAACAAAAUAAUGACUCACAAAAAUAAAGAUUAAGUAUCUUGAAAUAAUGACCUAGUAUCUCAAAAUAGUGACUUAGUUUCCCGAAAUAAUGACUUAGUAUUUUAAAAUGACUAUCUCAAAAUAGCUCACCAAAACAUUCACUUAGUAUCUUCAAAUAAUGACGUAAUUUCGCUAAAUUACUACAUCUUGUUUUGUAUUGCAUCAUAAUUUAGUUUAUCAAAACUGACUUAGUAUCUCAAAAUAAUGACAGACUUCAUUUUGAGAUACUAAAUUAAUUUUGAUAGCAAGUUUUAAUUUUGAGAAAGUUUCUGAUUAUGUUGCAGUACUCAGUCAUUUUGAGAUAUUACGUCAUUACUUUGUCAAAUUAAGUCAUUUUCAGUAAGUCCAUUAUUUUGCAAUACUAACUCGUAUUAUAAGUCUUUUUUAGAAAGAUUCUCAGUUAUUAUUUUAAAAUAGGCUAGUCAUUUAUUUUUUAGAUCAACUCAUUAUUUUGAGAGUUUCUCAUUUUAAUAACUCACAGGAUCUUUUUAUUUCCCAUCACAUUGGUGGAAAGGGCCUCCAUAGCAACGAGAGGGAGGAGCUGCUGAGGAGUGUUGAGCCUCGGCCGAGGAAGAUGAGAAACCUACGAGCUCUGUCUAUCUGUCACCACCUGUCCUCGCAGACACACAAAGAUUAACGUGUUUUAUUUAUAUAAAAAGAUUCAUCACAACAGAAAUAAGAACUUUCUGCAGAUCUUUUCUAACUUUUUAAACCCCACUAACUUGUGGUAAUUGGCUUUACAAUUGGUACCUGAACGCACCACAGGUCUCUGUAAUCAGAAGAUGCUGCUGCAGUAAAAACUGACAACGGUCCCAUGUUGGGAGAAACUGCAGGUGUGACACCCUCCUCCUCCUCCUCCUCCUCCUC
Epinephelus lanceolatus (giant grouper) is the source of this 6300-nucleotide messenger RNA. RefSeq names its product striatin, calmodulin binding protein 3 (gene strn3). Gene Ontology annotation, cellular component: dendrite. Gene Ontology annotation, molecular function: calmodulin binding; protein-containing complex binding; armadillo repeat domain binding. The record is from RefSeq and is a predicted model, not a curated record. NCBI's taxonomy places the organism in Eukaryota, Metazoa, Chordata, Actinopteri, Perciformes, Serranidae.